AUGCUGCCAAUAUGGUCAAACAAAGGAAUUGUUCCGGCGACGACAACUGCGGCAACACCGCCACCACCCCUCCACCCACCGCCGUCUUAUGAAGUUGUUUCGCAGCCUGACGUUAGACACCCAUCUCACUUCACAGAGACGUCGAUUACUGGAGAGGAAGACUUUAGGACCACACCGACCGCAAGCACCAUCAGUUCAGCUGAAAACGCCGCCACUCCGGCCGACAACGAGCUUGUGAAGCAAACUCUCAAAUGGAUGCCACCACCUCCAGCGGCCAGGCCAUCCGCUCGUCUGGAAGUACCGGUCGGUAUCCCUCAGACUGAGAGCGACAGUUUUUUCUCUGGAUCAUCCCCCUAUUGCCGCGCCUACGCCCCCUGCCUCUCGUCUCACGGCAUUGCAGCCCCAGAUUUCGUUGCCUUCAUCGAUGGCCUCACCAUCACGCUCGCGCCCUCCCCGCCCAUUCAGGCCGCCGACCUAGUCAGCGAGGGACUCGGCCUCGUGCCUGAACCAGUCUGCCAAACAACCAGCGCUGUCCUUGGCCUCGUCUCUGGUGUUGCCGAAGAAGUCACCAGCGCAACGCGCAGCAUACUGUACCUGAAAAAAGUCAAUGCGCAGUACUUCGGACCCAGGGGCCUCAAGGUGUCGCUCAUGAAGGAUAAGGAGCUGCAACAGGCAUUGAAGCUCUCACCGAAGCACGUGCCCCUAGCGCCAGUUGACAGCCAGAGUGGUCGUGUCACUGUGACGGAUCGUCGGCUGGCGGCGCUGGAAGGGUACAUCGCGUCGUUGACGCUGAAUGUGCCGGCGGCCGCACCACCAACAAACGUCAUCGAUCGCUUGAGUGCCAAGCAGGUGCAGUCCCGGAUCAAAAAGCAGAGGGAGAAGGCAGAGAAAGAGGCCGUGAAGCACGAGGAGAAAGCGGCGAAGAAGGCGGUGGAGCAGGAGAAGAAAGACGCAAAAAGGGCAGCGAAGCAGGAGAACAAGGACGCGAAAGUCGCGGCCAAGAACCAAAUAUAUUCUGACGGGGCAGCUGAGUUACAGGGCUCGACCCCCGCAGCCACAACAAGCUCCUUUAGCCAGGCCCAGCCGCUGGAGCCGUAUCGAUCGUACGAGCAGCAGUUCCUCGCUCCAAUGACGUCCCCACCGCAGGCGCCCUCAUCACAGGAGAACAAGAGGCUGAAAUCCCUAGAGUUCAAGAUGCAGAAAAUCAACCUCAAAGCCGACGAGCGCCUGCUGUCCGAAGACAAACCUGACCGUCGCGAGAAGAUCGACAAGGAGAGAGCAAAGAAGCUCGCGGAGGUGGAGAAGGAGAUGCGCAAAGAGGAGGGCAAGGAUGAGCGUCGGGCUGCAAAGUCAGUGGGACGGCCGACGCAGGAGGUUGAUGGGAUUCAGUCGAGACGGCGCUCCAGCAGCAACAGCGGGAGGCCCAGCUUGAACAGCCCGUCGAGCGGUGGACGCGAGGGUUCGGCGCUGGAGAAGAAUCGCAAGGCGGCGGCGAAGUUGCGCUGGAUCGUGGUGCAGAAUCUGCCCGAGGAGAACGAGGUGGAGGAGGCGCCGCAGAAGAGCUGGAUGGCGAGGGGGUGGGAGAAAGCCCGGGCGGAGCUCUGA
Cyphellophora europaea CBS 101466 is the source of this 1605-nucleotide messenger RNA. RefSeq lists its product as uncharacterized. NCBI's taxonomy places the organism in Eukaryota, Fungi, Ascomycota, Eurotiomycetes, Chaetothyriales, Cyphellophoraceae. The record is from RefSeq and is a predicted model, not a curated record. The transcript has a single exon. Bases 1 to 1605 code for a protein of 534 amino acids.